This is a messenger RNA of Gastrolobium bilobum, 1662 nucleotides long. Its product is annotated as APETALA2-like protein 1. Gene Ontology annotation, molecular function: DNA binding; DNA-binding transcription factor activity. The record is from RefSeq and is a predicted model, not a curated record. The coding region runs from base 193 to 1428 and encodes 411 amino acids. Lineage: Eukaryota; Viridiplantae; Streptophyta; Magnoliopsida; Fabales; Fabaceae. The transcript has 8 exons. Gene Ontology annotation, biological process: regulation of DNA-templated transcription.
GAUAUUCUACCUUCACCAAGUCAUUCUAUCUUCUUCUGCUAUGCUUAACCUUUAAAGGGAUCUUUUUUUUUCUUCCCUCUUUCUCUUCUAGUCCGAGACAAGUGUACGUGAACAAAAAAGUACAUGAGAUUCUCUUAAAAGGGUAUGUAUGAUUUGAAGACCAAAAGCUGAUAAGAUAAAGCUUUUCAAGACAUGGCUAUGUUGAAUCUCAAUGUUGAAGUUAUCCAUGCUGAUGCUGACUCAACCUGUGCUCAAAAGGGGAUGCAACUGCAAAAUUUUCCUCCUGAAAUAUCAGAUUCUAGGACCGCCUACUCCUCAGUUGUGAAUCCUGCAGAGGAAGAUUCCUCAAACAAUUAUUCUCCCUUCAUUUUUGACAUAAUGAAGAAAGAAAGAUAUGGGAUGGAAUUUGAUGCUACUGAAAGGGUCAAGGAAGAAAACAUAGGACAAGAGCAUGAGAUAAUCACAAGGACCCUUUUUCCUGUGACUGCUGACAGAGGAGGUAGAGUGUGUGAUUUCAACAAGUUGGGGUUGUUGGGGAAGACUCAAUGGCUGAACUUGUCUUUUCUUGAGCCUGAAGGACAAAAUGGACUUAGAACCUUGCAGCAGAAGAAACCACAAGUUAGAAAAAGUAGGAGGGGACCAAGGUCUCGCAGCUCACAAUACCGGGGUGUUACCUUCUACCGUAGGACUGGUAGAUGGGAGUCACAUAUAUGGGAUUGUGGGAAGCAGGUCUAUUUGGGUGGAUUUGACACUGCUCAAGCUGCUGCUAGAGCAUAUGAUAGGGCUGCUAUUAAGUUCCGUGGAGUUGAUGCUGAUAUAAACUUCAGUUUGAGUGAUUAUGAGGAGGAUUUAAAGCAGAUGAGAGGUUUGAGUAAGGAAGAGUUUGUCUUCAUAAUUCGUCGACAAAUUAAUGGAACCUCAAGGAGAAGAUCUACAUUCAAAGGUGUAUUACCUCUCCACAAAUAUGGUCAAGGAGAAUCAGGAAUGGGACCGCAUAAAGAUUGCAUUUUUACAUUUUCUACAUGCAGGUUUUGUCCCAAGCCACCCAUCAAGUGUGAUGAUGGAGAAGUUGAGACAUGUUUCAAGCCCUGUACCUAUAAGGGAGAGAAAAUUGCAAAUUUAAGCAGAGCAGGUACUUGCCAUAAUCUUGAUUUGAGCCUAGGGAUUUCUCCAUCUUCUAAACAAUUGAAGAAUUGUGAUAUUGGAGGAGGAUUUUCCUUUGGAUAUGCGGCUUGUAUGAUACCCAAAGAAAAGGAAAUAAUGGAGAAGGCCAUGGUAAACAGAAUAGAAUAUGUUCCUUUGCAAAGACUUUCCAACUUGGCAUGGCAACUUUGCAGCAAUGGCAGCAUUGCCUUAGGGCCAUUGCAAUCAACUACAGCAUCAUCAGGAUUCAUUUCUUCUAGUAACAUCAUCCAUUCUUCAAAUUAGCACAUAUAAGAAUUCUGCCUAUAACGUUGGCAUUGGCUCAACCAAAAUAAACAUCAUUAACUCUACACAGUUGUAGGGCCAAAGUAGCGGAAACCACCAGAGAUCAGCAUGUUUACUCUUUGCUUUCUGCAAUCUUAGGUGAACAUGAGUUCAUAACUAUUUAUAUCUCUAUUCUAUUUAUUUCAUUAAGUCAUGACUGUAUUUAAUAAUAAUGCUAAGCAUUGAUUACUGUUG